CUCUUGCUAGUUUUUUUAUUGUUAAAACCAUGGUCUUAAAGACAUGGUUGUUUCUGAUAUUUGUUUUGGCUCAAAACGUGUUUUCCAUUAAGCUUUCAACAACUUCGACUGAAAGACAACUACCUUUAUUAUUAUCUCCACAACCCCUAAAUAUAUCUCCAAAACCCGUAAAUAUAUCUCCAAACGAGGUUCCCAAAAACUGCCUAGAAGUGCAAAAUAGUGGUCAAACUUCUUCUGGUAUCUAUAAGAUUAAGCCAAAGACUAGUUCCAAAGUCUUUUUGGUUUACUGUGAUCUGAAGACUAAAGAUGGAGGUUGGACCUACUUACUUAACAGGCUUGAUGGGACUGAGAAUUUUAAUUUAGCCUGGGAGGACUAUAAAUGGGGUUUUGGUAAUUUAAACGGAGAGUUUUGGUUAGGCUUAGAACAUUUACAUGAGUUAACAGGAGAUGGUGGAUACGAAUUACUUAUAGAAUUAGAAGAUUGGGUUAAAGUAAAAGUUUAUGCCCGUUACAGUUUAUUUGCGAUAGGUAGUGAACUCGAAGGAUAUUCUUUGAAAGUUUUGGGAGGGUAUAGUGGUGACGCUGGUGAUUCUCUCAGUUACAGUGCAGGUACUAAAUUUUCAACAAAAGACAAAGAUCAGGAUCAUUCUCCUAAUAACUGUGCUGAUAUACACGGAGGUGCAUGGUGGUAUAGAAAUUGCAUGCACGCCCUUCUCACUGGAAAUUAUAUGAAGGAAUCAGUGCCACCGGAUCAAGAACAUAAAAUAAUGUAUUGGGAAAGUUUUCGUGGGACGCGGUAUAGUCUCAAAAUAGCCAGAAUGAUGGUCAAACCAAUAAAAGUUGAUCAAUAA
Molecule: messenger RNA, 851 nt
Organism: Tribolium madens (black flour beetle)
Lineage: Eukaryota; Metazoa; Arthropoda; Insecta; Coleoptera; Tenebrionidae
Product: angiopoietin-related protein 1-like
Exons: 4
Coding region: 30-851 (273 amino acids)
Source: RefSeq, a predicted model, not a curated record